GUCGCAUUUCCAAAAUUUCCGAAGACGACCCAGAGCUACAAAAACGUAUAGGCAAGCAACUGAGAGAGAAGGCUAAUGGCACAUUUUUUUUGGUGUCGUUGGUUGCGCAGGAGCUCGAGCGAGCUCCUCAGUGGGAACUCGAACAAAUCCUCGCCGACAUGCUUCCGGGUCUAAAUGAACUAUACACGGAUGGUUGAGGACAUCCUGAGACACAAGACAAGUACUCAAGAUUACUGUCUGAAAGUCCUGUCCUCUAUGACCAUAGCUUAUCGUCCUCUGCACCUCGAGGAGCUUCCCAAUAUUUCUGGGCUCCCCCUCCGGUAUUUCCAAAAAAGAGAAGCUGUACUAGCCCUGAUAAGACAUUGCCAAUCAUUCCCAGUAGUAAGGGGUGACUAUAUCCACUUUGUUCAUCAGUCAGGCGGGUCGAGGAGAUAGGCUGGCUCAUUGGCCAACCGAGUAUUGGCCUUUUCUUAUUUAAACUCACGACUUGGCCGUAACUCACAUGAGUGAGUUUAGAGGGCCGAAACUCUUGAGUGAACUCAAAUGCCCAGGUAUGGAUUCCCUCUCUGCUUACGUCUGUCUGGCCCCUGCGGAGG
Messenger RNA from Microdochium trichocladiopsis, 596 nucleotides. RefSeq lists its product as uncharacterized. Bases 175 to 435 code for a protein of 86 amino acids. The transcript is spliced from 2 exons. The record is from RefSeq and is a predicted model, not a curated record. Lineage: Eukaryota; Fungi; Ascomycota; Sordariomycetes; Xylariales; Microdochiaceae.